AGUAUGGCGACGACAACCAGCCAGUCCCGCGCAACACCAGCGUCAUCAUCAAGAGAAUUCCAAGAUCAAGAGCCCGGGUGGUGCAACAGCCUCAGCAGCAGCCAGAUGAUUUCCGACCUGGCAGUCAUGCCUCUGGCGCUGGCGCUCCCUUCGCUUCUGGUGCUGGCGCUGGCGCUGGCGCUGGCGCUGGUGGUGGUGCCGGUGCUGGUGCUGCUGGUGCAGCUACUGCUGUGGCCCAGUCCCAGGCGCAGCAGCAGCAGCAGGCACCCUCUUACCCGGCAUACAAGGGCUACAACCAGCAGCUGAAGGACAUGGACGGCAUGAUGGAUGACCUGGCAGACAUCUACGGUGAUGUCGGCGGCCACGUGUCCAUGUCUGCCGCGUCAGGCCCUGCUUCCACGUCAGCAGCCCCGCCCACCAACGCCAUGGGCGCGUCAGCGGGAGGGGGAGCGCUGGGCGCCACAAACGGCCAAGGGGGGCCCGGGAUGGGGGCAGGGGGGCCGGGGCAAGGCGGGGAGAUGGCGGGAGGAAUGGGGGCCAUGGGGGCCAUGGCGGGCGUGGGGGCGAGUGUGCAGGAGCAGGUGGAUGAGGAGACGCGCAUGAUGUCUGCCAUUGUGGAUCAGGCCACCACGGACUGGCAGAGGCCUCCAGAUCAGUUUGGGGGCCGUGGCUACGGCCGAGGAGGAUUCUACGGCAGAGGAGGUGGUGGUGGGCGCUUUCCCUUUCCCCAACGAAACGCGGUCCCACAUCCCGGUUACAUCUGCUACCGCUGCAAUAAACCAGGUCACUACAUCAAGCACUGCCCCACCAACGGCGAUCCAGCGUUCGAUGUGGUGAGGAGGGUACGACCCCCCUCAGGCAUUCCCAAGAGCUUCCUGCGCCCGGACCAGGGAGGGGGCUACCUCAUGCCAGAUGGGUCCAUGGCUUCUAUGGGCGCACAGCACGACAUGCAGCAAGGCAACGAGCAAGCCUUUGCAAGGGAGACGGAGCCUUUUCUCGCACCCAUGAGGCAGCCCCAGGCAGCGGAGGUCCCUCCAGAGCUCAAGUGCCCGCUCUGCUCCUCGCUCUUCCGCAAUGCAGUGCUCAUCCCCUGCUGCCACCUCUCCUUCUGCGACCAGUGCAUUCGGCAGCAGCUGCUGGCCAAGGGGAGCUGCCCCAAGUGCUCGUCCACCCAGUAUCGCAACGACGACCUCCUCCCCAACAUGACGCUCCGCCAGGCUGUUGAUCGUGCAGAUGCGAGCGAGCGUGUGAGCAAGCCUGGUGCGGGGCCGGCACCUGUUAGUGGUAACGCUAAUGCUGCUGUUUGUAAGGAAGAACAGGAGGUGGAAGGUGGAGGGGGAGGGCGAGGGGGAGAAGGAGGGGAUAUGUCAAGGGAUGGAGGAGAGGAGGUGGGGAAGGAUGGGGAAGGGGAGAUGCAGCAGGAUGGGGAGGGGGAGAAGCAGCAGGAAGGGGAGGAGGAGGAAGAGGAGGAGGUGAGUGAUGGUGUGACCGGGCCUGCUAGUACAACCCAUGCUGCUGCUGAUGGUGGUCCUGCUGCCGUUUCUUCUAAUGGUGGCGGUGGUGCUGCUGCUGCUGCUUCUGCUGGUGCUGCUGCUGAUAGUGCUGAUGAUGUUGGUGGUGAUGGUGAUGGCACUGCUGGUGCUGGUGCCGCUGGUGGUGGUGGUGACACUGCUGCUGGUGAUGAUACUGCUGCACCAGUAGGGGAGGGAGGGGAGGGGGAUGCGGUAGAGGGGGAAGUGGAAGGUGGAGGGGAAGGAGGAGAAGGGGAAGAGGGCGGUGGGGAAGGGGAAGGGGGAGAAGAAGGGGGAGAAGAAGGGGGAGAAGAAUGGGGAGGGGAAGGGGAGGUGAAGGAAGGCAGAACGGGGAAGGGAAAGAAGGUUAAGGGGAAGAAGAAGAAGAAAAAACUCAAGCAACAGAAGAAGCAGGAGCAGCAAGAGCAGCAAGAGCAGCAGCAGCAGCAGCAGCAGCAGCAUAUGGAUGGGCAGAUGGGAGGGGGCCAGAUGGGGCAGAUGGGGCAGAUGGGCGGGGGCCAGAUGGGUCCGCACAUGGGAGGCUCUAUGGGGGGAAUGGGCGGAAACAUGGGGGGAAACAUGGGGGGAAACAUGGGAGAAUGGCCUAUGGGCAUGGGGAUGGGUCCUGACAUGGGAGGCAUGGGUGGAGGGAUGGGCGGGGGUAUGGGGGGGCCAAUGGGCGGAGGCAUGGGCGGAGGUAUGGGCGGGGGUAUGGGCGGAGGCAUGGGACCUGGGAUGGGGGGAGGCAUGGGGCCUAUGGGGGGACCAAUGGGGGGGCCUAUGGGCGGACCCAUGGGCGGACCUAUGGGUGGGGGGAUGGGACCUGGGAUGGGGCCUAUGGGGGGACCUAUGGGCGGGCCUAUGGGCAGAGACCACAUGAUGUGGGACUGCUUCCCUUCCCUUCCCUCCUCCUUGCACUUCUACCGACCGCAUGAUUUGAAACUGCUUCCCAUCUCCUCCCUCCUUCUUACACUCCCCGUCAUCUCUACACCCUGCAUUUCAUCCCAUCCCUCCAUCCAGCAGGACCGGGCGUGCUACACGUGUGGGGCCAAGGACCACAUGAUGCGGGACUGCCCGCAUGGCAACAACAUGGGGGGAGGCAUGGGCGGAGGCAUAGGCGUGGGCAUGGGAGGUGGAGGCAUGGAGUUCGGAUGGAGCCAGGGCAUGGGUCCCAGUAUGGGAGGCGAUUUCAACAUGGGGCCUGGCUUUGGGGGCGGGGGCAUGGGGGGAGGCAUGGGCGGGGGGAUGGGCGGAGAAAUGGGAGGGCCUGGCAUGGGCAUGGGAGGUCCGGGGAUGGGGGGAGGAGGCAUGGGGAUGGGGGGAGGAGGCAUGGGGAUGGGACCUAUGGGGCCUGGAAUGGGAGGAGGAAUGGGCAUGGGUCAGGGCAUGGGUCAGGGCAUGGGGCAAGGGUUUGAGGGAGGAGGGGGACAUCAACAAUUCGGUCCUGAUGGUGGCGCUGGCCCAUUCGGACGUGGAGGUGGGGGAAGGGGAAGAGGCGGAAGGCUUGGGGGGAGAGGGGGAAGAGGCAGGGGCGGAGGGGGGAGGAUGGGCUUUCCCGACAGGGGGGGUAGGGGGGAGAGGGGGGAUUGGAGAGGGAGGGAUGAGAUAGCGGAACGUGAGGGAGAGGGAAGAGGAGAGAGGAGGCAUCGGGGGAGAGAGAGGGAGGAGGAGGAGGAGUGGGGAAGCGAGGAGAGGGGUGUGGGGAGGGGAGAGGGCAGGGGAGAGGGGAGGGGAGAGCGAGCAGGCAGCAUGCAACGAAACACCCCUUCAGUGCAGCAGGAGUCUGAAGGAGGGGAAAGCAGGGAGAGAGGUGGGGAGAGGAGGAGAGGAAGCAAGGAGAGGAGGAGGGAGAGAGGGGAGGAGGAGGAGAGGGGCAGAAAGAGGAGCAGGGAGAGGGGAGAGGAAAAGGGAGAAGAGGAGAGGCCGUAUGGUGUGAAUGAAGGGGAGGAGGAAAAUGUGGAGGGAGACGAAGCAGGGGGGAUGAGAAGGAAGCGACCGAUUGGCGAGAGGCUCAACUUCACUGCUGCCAGGGAGGGCGAAGGGGGCAGCAGCUUUCAGUCGGAGGGACGGUGGCAGGGAGGAAGGGAGGGACACAUGGGGGUGAGGGGAGAGGAGAGGGGAGCAAGGGAAUGGGGGGAGCGAGGAGGAGGAGGCAGAGGGGGGAUGGGCGGGAGGGGUGGGGGACCAUGGCAGGGGAGGGGGAGGGGAUCACGAGGUGAUUGGGAUGGGGAUGGAGAUAGGGAUGGGGAUAGGGAUGAUCGUGAUGGUGAUUGGGGGAGUGGAGAGGAGGGGAGUGCUGCAGCAGGUGAUAGGCCACGGGAGUAUCGAAGAGGGGAUGGUACUGGGGGAAGAGUAGGCAAGGGUAGAAGUCGGUACCGAAGGGAGAGUGAGGGAGAGGAGGAUGAGGACGACGAGGAGGUGGAAGGGAGAGGGAGGUUCCGGGCUUCUAAGGAGUAUGGUUAUAACGAGGAUGAGGAAAGCGGUGGGAGGAGGAGGAGGCAUAGGUUCAAGGAUCAAGAAGAGGAGGAGGGGGGGAGGUGGGAGAGGGGAUCGAGAGGGAUGCAGAAGGGGGAAUGGGGAGAGGAAGAGGAUGAUGUUAGUGGGGUGGGGGAAAGAGCAGGAGCACGAGGGAAGGAGAGAAAGAGAAGGGGGCGAAGCAAGGGGAUGGGAGAGGGGGAGUGGGAAGAGGAUGCGGUGGAUGGUGCUGCUGCUGGUGCUGCUGUUGGUGCUGUUGAGAAUGGGAAGCAGGAGAAGAAAAAGAAGCUAAAACAAGCGCGGAAAUAUGAAAAUGGUGGUGACGGGGGAAGAAGUGGGAUGGGUGGGGGGGAUGAUGUGACAGAGGAUGUGGGAGGAAAGGUAGAGCCGAGCAGACGCAAGUCGCCUCUCUUCGCGGCUGCGGAGAAUCCCGUGAAAGAGAAUAAGGAAGAUCCGACGGCCUCGGAUGAGAAGAACAAGGAAUCUACGGCUGGCGAUGAGGCGAAUCCGAAGGAUCUUUACGCGGUGCUCGGAGUGAGUCGCGACGCGACGCACGCGGAGAUUCGCAAGGCCUAUCACCGCAUGGCGCUUCGACUGCAUCCCGACAAGAACCCGGGCGAUGCGACGGCCAACGAACGCUUUCAGGCGCUGCAGCGGGUGUUUGCGGUGUUGGGAGACGCUGAGAGGCGGAAGGUGUAUGACGAGACUGGCUGCACUGGCGAUGGGGACGGCGAGGAUGGCGAUGGCCUAUCAGGCAACGCGGUGGCAGACCUUUACAAGUUCUUCCGGACGAUGUACAACGAGAUCACAGUGGCUGACAUUGUGGCGUUCGAGCGGCAGUACAGGGGGUCGGAGCAGGAGGCCAAGGAACUGAAGGAGCUAUACGAGCGAUUCAAAGGGCGGAUGGACAUGGUGCUGGAAUGUCAAGUCUGUGCACGGCCGAAGAUCGACUCUCAUCGCUUCAAGGAUAUACUUGAUGCUGCUAUCGAAUCAGGCGAGCUGAAGGCUACUAAGGCGUACAAGAAAUGGGCUGCAGAAGUUGCCAAGAAACCUGCGCCUGCGGACCCUCUUGCUGCAGAGUAA
This is a messenger RNA of Closterium sp. Naga37s-1, 5069 nucleotides long. Lineage: Eukaryota; Viridiplantae; Streptophyta; Zygnematophyceae; Desmidiales; Closteriaceae. The record is from the annotation of a GenBank genome assembly.